AUGAUGAAUGCAGUGACUCCUUGGGCGGAGGCCAAAUUAGAAAAGAGAACACAUAGGGGCGCAAAUUGGAAGGUAUAUCCCAUCAGCGAUUUGUUGUUUGAAGUUGACGACAUGUAUAAGAAAGGAACGUGUGAUUUGCAUGCUAAGACUUGUACAUGCAUGCAAUGGCAACUUUCUGGAAUAGCUUGCGGUCAUGUGAUAUAUGUUGCUCGAAGUUUAGAUAUUCAAGACUGCAGUCAAUUCUGUUCUGUUUGGUUCAAUUCCGACUCUUACCGUGCAACAUACGUGGAGGAAGUCAUUCCCCUUCCACCAGAAGUUGAAUAUGUGUUGCCCAACGAACGUUUGACCGUCCUACCGCCUCCCUUGGACAUACAAAACUCAGGCAGGCCACGUAACCGCGAUCGUAUCCCGUCACGAGACGAUGAACCAAUAGUGAAAACUUGCAGUCGAUGCAGCCAGAUUGGACAUUUUCGAUAUAAUUGUCCGAGUCCGAUGCCAGCUCCUAAGCCGACGCACAGAAGUUCGAGUAGUCGUCGAAGAUCAGUUAGUCGUCCAAAGCGAUUGUGGUCCGUCUGA
Molecule: messenger RNA, 576 nt
Organism: Cynara cardunculus var. scolymus (artichoke)
Lineage: Eukaryota; Viridiplantae; Streptophyta; Magnoliopsida; Asterales; Asteraceae
Exons: 1
Coding region: 1-576 (191 amino acids)
Molecular function (GO): zinc ion binding; nucleic acid binding
Source: RefSeq, a predicted model, not a curated record